AUGGAAGCCGCUUCGGCGAGGAUGGCGUCAAGAAACCAAUUCGACGGUUUCGCGCCGCCGCGGUCGACGCUCCAGCGAUACAUUUACAAUGCCUGCGAUCCUAUAACCAACCUCGAGCCCAAUCUGGCGUUGAACCUCGAGAUCGUUGACCUGAUCAAUUCCAAGAAGGGAAAUGCACCUCGCGAGGCUGCCAUGACCAUUGUCCAACUUAUCAACCACCGAAACCCUAACGUCGCCCUGUUGGCGCUGGCCUUGUUGGAUAUCUGCGUGAAGAAUUGUGGCUAUCCCUUCCAUUUGCAGAUAAGCACAAAAGAAUUCCUCAAUGAACUCGUGCGGCGGUUUCCCGAACGACCUCCUAUGCGGCCUAGUCGUGUUCAGUCCAAGAUCCUGGAAGCGAUUGAAGAAUGGCGACAAACCAUAUGUCAGACGUCGCGGUACAAGGAAGAUUUGGGCUUCAUAAGAGACAUGCAUCGACUGUUGUUGUACAAAGGCUAUAUGUUUCCAGAGAUACGCAAAGAAGAUGCCGCCGUACUCAAUCCGAGCGAUAAUCUACAGUCCGCGGAAGAGAUGGAGGAGGAAGAACGAGCAGCACAGUCUGCGAAACUGCAAGAACUGAUACGGCGUGGACGGCCUCAGGACCUCCAAGAAGCUAAUCGACUGAUGAAAGUGAUGGCUGGCUAUGACACGAGGCACAAGACGGAUUAUCGCGCAAAGGCGGCGGAAGAGGUCGCCAAAGUUCAACAGAAGGCCAGGCUUCUGGAAGAGAUGCUGCAGGGCCAUAAAGAAGGUGAAAAGUUUGGUGAUGGCGACGUCUACGAAGAACUAGCCGCAGCGCUGCAAAGUGCCCACCCCAAGAUUCAGAAGAUGUGCGAAGAAGAGUCCGACGAUGCCGAGGCGGUUGCCAAACUCCUCGAGAUCAAUGACAGCAUCCAUCGGACAAUAGAGAGGUACAAAUUGAUGAAGGCUGGCAAUCUGGAGGCUGCCAACAAAAUCGCAAAGGGUACAUUGGGAACAACAACAGGAGUGGGAAAGAACGCCGCGAACGAGUUGUCCUUGAUCGAUUUCGACCCGGAGCCGCCAGCUGGGCCGGCAGCAUCAGAUACAAACGGUUCCCUCCUCGACGCCGGCACGGCCAGUGCUCCCUCGACACAGCCCUCCAAGCCGCACACAGUAGAAGACGAUUUGCUGGGGCUCUCACUGUCUGAUCCCAGCCCUUCACCUUUAGGAAUGAUUUCUCUCGGACCAAGCAGUACGACUGGAGCAUUCAGCAGCUUCAGUCAGCCGAGUCCACAGCUAUUCUCACCGACCCAGCCUCCACCGCCUGAACAUGCGGCAUCACCAAAACCUAACUAUGAUGCCUUUGCAUCACUCACCAGCGCCUUACCGUCCUCGAAGCCUACGACGCCAGUACCUGCUGUCCAGCAGACACGGGCUCCCAGUCAAGCACAUAACGAUCCUUUCGCAGCUCUUAUUGCCUCGACUUCAAGUUCUCGCCCGUCAACACCACAAAAUGCCAACAAAUCGCAGCCUAUGUCGCAAUUCCCCUCAGCGCCUAAACAACCUGCUCCUCAACAAGGUGAAGAGGAGUGGACGACGUUUGAGUCGUCAUUGCCCGAGACGAGUGUAGUGAAAGUACUCUCAUCCUCGGUGGAGAUACUGUUUGAACCACGUCGGCAACCAGGAGAGUCCACGAUUCACAUAACGGCGCGUUUCUCCAACACCACGAAUCAACGCAUCACGGGUUUGCAAUUCUUUGUGGCCGUGGAGAAAGCUUACUCGCUGGAGGUGAAACCACAAAGUGGGCGCGAGAUGCAGCCCCAAGCACGGAAUGCAGUCCAACAAGAAAUACUCCUGAAGGGAGUCCCUCUUGGAAAAGGUAAUUCGGUCAAGAUGAGAUACAAAGUGACCUAUGAACUGAACGGCCAGCCGCGGGAGGAACAGGGCAAUGUACCGUCAUUGGGGAUUAGUUAG
This is a messenger RNA of Exophiala dermatitidis NIH/UT8656, 1971 nucleotides long. RefSeq lists its product as uncharacterized. NCBI's taxonomy places the organism in Eukaryota, Fungi, Ascomycota, Eurotiomycetes, Chaetothyriales, Herpotrichiellaceae. The coding region runs from base 1 to 1971 and encodes 656 amino acids. Gene Ontology annotation, molecular function: ubiquitin binding; phosphatidylinositol binding. The record is from RefSeq and is a predicted model, not a curated record. Gene Ontology annotation, biological process: Golgi to endosome transport; Golgi to vacuole transport; protein transport to vacuole involved in ubiquitin-dependent protein catabolic process via the multivesicular body sorting pathway. Gene Ontology annotation, cellular component: trans-Golgi network. The transcript has 3 exons.